Messenger RNA from Durusdinium trenchii, 348 nucleotides. Lineage: Eukaryota; Dinophyceae; Suessiales; Symbiodiniaceae. The record is from the annotation of a GenBank genome assembly.
AUGGCUCUUGCAAAUGGCGUUAAGAUAAACCGAUCGUUGCGGAGCCUGAAUUUGAAAUGGAACGCAAUCGGCAAAGAUCCGAGCGGCUUGCAAGCUCUUUGCGAAGUUCUGAAGUCCAACCUUACAAUUGGCCAUGUGGAUUUGCGCAAUAACCGCAUCAACAACGUGGGAGCCAAGUAUGUUGGUGAGUUGCUUGCAGCCAAUACAACAAUCACCCACCUGGAUUUAUCCUGGAAUGACCUUGGUGCCGACGGGGGUCUUGCUUUAUUGGAAGGCCUCAAACACAACAGCACUGUCCUUGACUGUCAACUCAGCGGGUCGAAGGCAAGAACACUUUUCACUGGUUAG